Diaporthe batatas is the source of this 1236-nucleotide messenger RNA. RefSeq lists its product as uncharacterized. The transcript has a single exon. Bases 1 to 1236 code for a protein of 411 amino acids. Lineage: Eukaryota; Fungi; Ascomycota; Sordariomycetes; Diaporthales; Diaporthaceae. The record is from RefSeq and is a predicted model, not a curated record.
AUGAGGUCCCGACAACAGAAGAUGCUGCUCGGCCUGUCCGGGCUGGUAGCAGCCGCUGUUGCAGGUGAUAUCAGGUUUCCAGAUGCAUGGGCCUCUGAGCAGAUCCCCUUGGAAUCCGAAAACUGCACAAUCAGUCACAUGUCAAGAUACGAUGAGGCGAGGAGAGGCGCACCAAUAUUUCUCUCAACAAACCCGCUAGAUCACUUCGAAAAGCCUAGCGUUGAGCCUUUGAACACAACCACCGGAGAACAGUGGGAAUUCGAUGGCAUAUCGGAAGACGGAAGACAGGCUUUUAUGAUUGGCUUCUACCGUGACACAAGUUUUGCCUUCAUGGGGACCGGUAACCUGCGGUUCUAUUUCGAAUACGCCUUUCCAAACGGGACGAGACACGCCGUCGUCCACUAUGCCGAGUCCUCGACGAUUGAGACGUGUGCUGGUCGUGGGACCCGUGGGGUGUGGCGAGGCCAUGACUGGACAUACAGUUUCGAAGUUUCCGACGACAUGUCGCAAACCCGGAUUUCUAUGGAUGGGCCAGAGGAGAAAGCCGCAAUCAGCAUGAACUCGCUUGCGCCACCACGAUAUGCAAACAACGAGAUCUGGCCUUCCUCAAACGGCGACACUGAGCCUGUCCCGUUCUUCCACUGGGUUGAGCCGGUCCCCGUGGCGGACGCCCGCAUCGACGGAGUCGUCGCUGGCGAAGCUGUGUCCUGGAUAGGCAUGGGUGGCCACGAGCGUCUUUGGGGCGCGUAUAGCUGGUAUACCUGUGUCGCCAGCAUGACAGCGGUCCGGCUGCAUACUGGGCCGUACGCACUGUCGCUCGUCGAGUUUGGUUCGAAUCGUGAGCAUGAUACCAUCGUUCCAUCUGUGAUAAUGGCAGAGGAUGGAAAGGUCAUUUUCAGCACAAGGAGAGCGGCACCACACGAAAAUGAGGACUGGAUGCAGGUGCGGAAGUUGUACGGAGCUGAUGGCAUCACCACGGAACAGCUUGCAGACAAGGCCACUGGGUUUAGACUCACUUUACACUCUCCUGCAGGGGGCAAGACUUGGAAAUUUGAGGUCAAGCACUUGAAUAUUGGUUUCGAGUAUCCCUUUGGCGAAGGCGUUGGCAGCACUGGCUAUUCAGGUCUAGCUGAAGGAGGGCUUGUUGGCGCGAAAACUCACCAUGGCCCGGCCUACACAGAGAUCAUGAAAUUUCCAAAGAAAUCCUGGCUUCUGGCCAGGAGUCCGAUUCGGUAG